Messenger RNA from Magnolia sinica, 1485 nucleotides. RefSeq lists its product as uncharacterized. NCBI's taxonomy places the organism in Eukaryota, Viridiplantae, Streptophyta, Magnoliopsida, Magnoliales, Magnoliaceae. The record is from RefSeq and is a predicted model, not a curated record. Bases 1 to 1485 code for a protein of 494 amino acids. The transcript has a single exon.
AUGACACUCUUUGCUGCGUUUAGUGGUUUGAAAGAGGGGAAGUUCACCUUCUCCAUUGGAAAGAAUCCGCCUAAGAUGUUAACUGAGCUGGUCACCAGAGCUCAGAAAUACACUAAUGCCGAGGAAUUCUCCAAUUCUCACAAAAAUGUUCAAGUAGCAGAGUUGACUAGCAAGGGGAAGAGGUCGAGGAACGAAGAACCCCAGUCAUCCAGUAAAAAACCAGAUGACUGCGCUCAUCGUGAUCGUCAUUCGAGCAGAAAACCUGAGGAUAAAUUCCAUUCCUACACCCCCCUUAACAAGUCUACUGAACAAAUACUACUGGACAUCAGAGGCCAGAAGCUCAUGAAUUGGCCCGUUUGUAUGAAGGCCGACCCAGAUCAUCAAGAUAAGUGCAAGUAUUAUCGUUUCCAUCGUGAUCACGGCCACAAUAUGGCCGACUACGUGGAUCUCAAAGAUGAGAUCGAGACCCUUAUCCGUAAGGGUCAUCUGCGCCGAUAUACCAAGGAAGAGAGAAUAGCUCCGAGAGAAGAACGAGAACAACCGAGCAAUGCUGCGGAAGAGCCGACAGAGAUCCGUACCAUCUUUGGUGGUUCAUCCGGUGGAGGGGACUCAAACAGGGCCUAUAAAGCCUAUUCUCGAAAGUCUAAACCGGAACAUUACAUCCACAUGACCAAGAGGCCGAGUAAAGAGCUUCGAAUCAGUCUGUGCAGUCUGACCUUCACAGAAGAUGUUGCACGCAGAAUUCAGCAUCCUCACGAUGGUGCCUUAGUUGUGACUUUGAUCAUAGCCAAUCACAAGGUGUAUCGUAUCCUGGUCAAUACUGGGAGCUCGACUGACGUUAUCUACUCGAAAGCUUUUGAAAGAAUGGGGAUUCCAAGGUCGUGCCUCAGACUUGUGAAAACCCCCCUGUACAGCUUUUCUGGAGAAAGGGUGAUCUCCAAGGGAGCCAUCUCCCUCCCUGUGAUCGCGGGAGAAGGACGACAUCAAGUCACCCUCCUAGUAGACUUCCUCGUCGUUAAUGUGCAAUCAGUACAUAAUGUCAUUCUAGGCAGACAUUCUCUCAACACAAUGGGGGCAGUCGUCUCCACUUACCAUCUGAUGAUGAAGUUUCCCGCUGAGAGCGGAAUAGGCUAUCUCCGAGGCGAUCAACGUGAGGCUCAGAAAUGUUAUGCGAUAGUAGUAAAGAAAGGGUCUGUGAAGCAAGCCCUCAUCAUCAAUGUCCUCGAUCCCAGGGGACCUAUGGGGGACUCAUCUGCGAAAGACUUGGAGGUAAUACCUCUCGACGAGGCAGAUCCGAGUAAAACUGUUAAGCUCAGAAUAUCGUUGAAUUCUGAGCAACGGUCCGAAAUGUUGGCCUUCCUGCAACUACACAGAGACGUCUUCGCAUGGUCGCAUAAGGAUAUGCCAGGGAUCUCUCCUGAUGUCAUGGUUCACAGGCUGAAUGUGGACCUAGAUCAUAAACCUGUGAAACAAAAGAGGAGAUAG